Mobula hypostoma (lesser devil ray) is the source of this 3063-nucleotide messenger RNA. RefSeq names its product phosphatidylserine synthase 1b (gene ptdss1b). The transcript is spliced from 13 exons. Lineage: Eukaryota; Metazoa; Chordata; Chondrichthyes; Myliobatiformes; Myliobatidae. Gene Ontology annotation, molecular function: L-serine-phosphatidylethanolamine phosphatidyltransferase activity. Gene Ontology annotation, biological process: phosphatidylserine biosynthetic process. The record is from RefSeq and is a predicted model, not a curated record. Bases 23 to 1453 code for a protein of 476 amino acids.
GGACGGGCAGGGCGCUGCGGCCAUGGCGGCGGCGGGAGGCAGCCGCACCAUCAGCAAGGACGACGCCGAGUACCGGCUGCAUUUCCGGAUGAUCAACGAGCAGCAAGUGGAGGACAUCACUAUCGACUUCUUCUACAAGCCGCACACCAUCACCCUGCUGACCUUCACCAUCGUCAGCGUCAUGUACUUCGCCUUCACCAGGGAUGAUUCAAGUCCAGAAGACAAUAUCUGGAAAGGUGUUCUCUCAGUCGUGUUCUUUUUUCUAAUUGUAAGUGUCUUAGCAUUUCCUAACGGUCCUUUCACCCGACCUCAUCCAGCGAUAUGGAGGAUGGUUUUCGGUCUCAGCGUGCUUUAUUUCCUCUUCCUGGUGUUCCUGCUCUUCCUCAACUUUGAGCAAGUGAAAUCGGUCAUGUACUGGCUCGACCCAAAUCUGCGCUAUGCCACUCGAGAAGCCGAUGUUAUGGAAUAUGCCAUAAACUGUCAUGACAUAAGUUGGGAAAGGAUUCUCAGCCACUUUGACAUCUUUGCCUUUGGACACUUCUGGGGCUGGGCUAUGAAAGCAUUGCUGAUUCGCAGUUACGGCCUCUGCUGGACCAUCAGUAUCACUUGGGAGCUGACUGAGCUGUUUUUUAUGCAUCUUUUGCCAAACUUUGCUGAAUGCUGGUGGGAUCAGGUUAUUCUUGACAUCUUGCUGUGCAACGGCGGUGGCAUCUGGCUGGGGAUGGUGGUCUGCCGUUUCCUAGAAAUGAGAACCUAUCACUGGGGAAGUUUCAAGACCAUUCACAGCACCAGUGGGAAGCUGAAACGAGCCAUGCUGCAGUUUACGCCAGCCAGCUGGACAUACGUCCGUUGGUUUGACCCGAAAUCCUCCGCGCAGAGAGUUGCUGGAAUUUACCUCUUUCUAAUAAUUUGGCAGCUGACUGAACUGAAUACAUUUUUCUUGAAACAUAUCUUUGUGUUUCAAGCGAGCCACGCCCUGAGUUAUGGUCGAAUCCUCUUUAUUGGUGUGAUCACGGCGCCUACUGUACGACAGUAUUACGCGUAUCUUACCGAUAGUCAAUGCAAAAGAGUUGGAACUCAGUGCUGGGUCUUUGGUGCCAUUUCCUUUCUGGAAGCAAUAGUAUGCAUCAAGUCCGGUCAGGAUCUUUUCUCCAAAACUGUGGGCCUGUAUGUCAUCCUCUGGCUCCUCUGCAUGGCUUUUAUAACCUUCCUUUGCCUUGCGGGAAUGGUGUGGUACGCUGAGCAUACUGGGCAACGUGAGAAGACUCUUUCCGAGUGUGAAUAUGAGGAGGCAGUUAACAGCACUAAUAUCUCCCUGCUGCCUGGUGACCCACACGCAAAAGGCGAUGGAAAUUGCGAAGUGUCAGAUGUGAACAGAACAGACAAGAGCACAACGAAGCGUAAAAGGCCCUCUGGUAAAUGUCGGAUGAGUAAUGGCUUUGGCAGGAAGUAAGGUGGUUUCACUGAGGUGGAAUCCACCUUCCACAAGGAAGUCCGAAGCUGGAUCUGAAAGCCUUUGCAAAGCCGACAAACAGAAUGAAAAGACUGAUUGAUCAGUUUGGUAGCCGAGGGAUGGUGCGUGAUGUCGAAGCAGUUUUAGUGUUUUGUAGCGGAUAGCAACUCAUCAGCUUAAUGUGUUCCUACAUUUUUUUCUUACCAUUUUGUUUAAAGAAAAGAAGAAAUUCUUGAAGCUUUUGUAUAUUUUUAUUUAAAACUUUUUAAUUUGCUGGCGAUUUAAUUUUGAGUUGAUGGAGCCAACCACAGCGUUAACUAACAUUGAAAUGCAGUUAGGUUAGCGGAACGCAGCGUUAACUAACAUUGAAAUGCAGUUAGGUUAGCGGAACGCAGCGUUAACUAACAUUGAAAUGCAGUUAGGUUAGCUAACCACAGCGUUAACUAACAUUGAAGUGCAGUUAGGUCAGCUGAACGCAGCAUUAACUAACAUUGAAAUACAGUUAGGUUAGUGGAGCGUAGGGAACAGUCUCUGGGAAAGCACUUUCUGACUAGUUUCUGCUGCAAUGUGAUCACUCUGAACAGUUGCUCUGUUAAGAGUUUGUGUGAAGCUUGCUUCAGUCAUGCAGUAUAUAUAAUUUGUGCCAAAUGCUGUAGUUAUUGAUUUCAAUUUGUGUUGAGUGAAAUGGCUUAAAACUGCUUGGUUAAUGAAGGCCCAACCCUUGCAGACUGUUGAAUGGGUGUUAUAACCUUUAUUCCAGAAUUUUUUUCCUGAAUUUUCAUUUAAGUCUUGCACAUUUCACCUACUGUAUUUUUAUUCAAUAGAUAAUAUAACUGGAGAAUACAAUUCAAUUAAGUACACCGUGCUAGUUACUUCAUUCUAGUAUCCAGUGGAAAUCGUACACUGAUCUGAUAUGCAGUCGUGUUUGAUAUUGACUGGAUGUUACAAUUUUUAGAAUGAAAUAAUCUUGUUUUACCUUUUACAAGGAUAAGUCAUGAAUGAAGAUGACUUGCCAUCCCUACCCUGGCCUCGUACCUCCACCUGCCUUUCACCUCCCCUGGUGCCCCUCCGUCUCUCAUGGGCCAAUCAGAUUCCUCCUUCUUCAGCCCUUUACCUCCUUCCACCUAUCAGCUCCCAGCUUCUUACUUCAUCAACCCCACCCACCUGGCUUCACCUGUUACCUGCAGCUCUUCCUCCCCCCUCCGGCCCCCACCACCAUCUUCGUACUCUGGCACCUCCUCCCUCCCUUCCCAGUCCCGAUGAGGGGUCUUGGUCCGAAACAUCGACAGGUGUAUUCAUUUCUGUAGAGGCUGCCUGCCCUGCUGGGCUCCCCCAUCAUUUACUGUGUGUUGCUCUGGAUUUCCGGAAUCUGCAGAAUCACUAGUGUUUGACAUCCCUAUUACAAAUAGAAAUGAGAUAGAAAUAUGAAUUACUUUUAUUUUCUUUGGUCAAUUUUUUGACAUGUUUGUAAUUCUCAUCAUGAUAAUCCAUCAGAAAACUUGAGCAAUGAAAUGCUGGACAAUGCAGUCUAUGGCUUUGAUGCCACUGAAAAUAAUGUUGAUUAUAAUUUUUGUGUGGAACUGGUCUCUCUUGAGCUUAUGGUACAACAA